Molecule: messenger RNA, 1308 nt
Organism: Phaedon cochleariae (mustard beetle)
Lineage: Eukaryota; Metazoa; Arthropoda; Insecta; Coleoptera; Chrysomelidae
Source: the annotation of a GenBank genome assembly
AUGUCUUACAGUACGCGAAGAAGUGGCGGAUUUGCUAACCAGCCGCAACAACAACAACAGCAAAAUGUAGGCAGUAUCGGACAGCGUAGACCUGUUGUUACCAAUAAUUUUGUGCCUGGUGGUCAGCUGAACGCCCAGAGCAAGCCAGGAGUACAGCAGCAGGCCACGCAGCCGCAACAGGUUAGGCCUGCACAGCCGCAACAGGCACAGAAUACUGGCAUUCAAUUCAGGAAUCAGCAGCAAGCAACUGCUGUUCCUCAACAAGCCAAGCCACAACCUGUAGUGCAACAACAACUGCAACAGAAACAGCAGCAGCUGAAACAACAACAGCUCCAACAACAACAGCUUCAGCAGCAACAGCUCCAACAGCAACAGCUCCAGCAGCAACAGCUCCAGCAGCAACAACAGCAGCAACUACAGCAACAACAACAGCAGAUCAAAAUGGAAGCAUCACAAACUCUUAACAAGCCAGAGGCAAUUGUGGACAAUAGCAAUGGGGAUGUUAUGGACACAUCUGUUGAAAAAAAGAAGCCAUUCUGGGCGAGAGGUACAGCAGGUAAGAUCACCAAAAAGGAGAAGAACCGAAGGCGCAACGUGAGAUUGAGCAAGAUUUUGCAACCCAAGAACGCCGUUAUGAUUCUGAACGAAUUGGUGAAGAAUACCUCUUACAUGGUCGAGGAUUUGCCGAUGAGGCCAGACGGCAACCAGUUCAAAGCCACGGUCGUUUAUGAAGGAACAGAGUAUUGUGGUUAUGGUCGCAGUAAAAUUCACGCCAAGAAUUCGGCAGCCGAGGCGGCUCUCAAAAACUACGUCAAAACCAACAGAUUGACCGAAAUGAAGAAGGACGAAGAAGGCAACGAGAACAUGGACGUAUCCGAAGAUGACACCUCCCAGUCUCCUCUGCCAUGGCAACACGUUGCAUCUUUUGCUCUCUUCAAACUGUUUUGUUCAUGGGGCGAAGAUCCAAAUCUUCUCAAGAACCAGCAGGCUCAGUUCGAGCUGAGCGCCGGCGGUCCGGCGGCCAAGCAGCACGAGAACAGGCCGGCGAAGAAGAUGCCGGCCAAUCCGGAGUCGAUCAACCCGCUGAUGCUGAUCAACCAGAUGCUGCCGCACGCGCACUUCGAGGAGAUCGGCAAGACCGGCAAUCCGCCGAACGUGACGUUCUCGUUCAGGUGCAACUGCGACGGCCAGACUUUCCUCGGCACAGGUCCCAACAAGAAGGCCGCUAAGAAGUUGGCAGCAUAUGGGGCUUGCAAUAAAAUAUUGGGCGUGAAUUACCCAACUGAUGUCUAUGUUCCUUUGUUUUAA